UUGGCAUUGUCGCGGUGCUCGCGGUGGCGGCCUUGGUGGGGUCAGCUGGGUAUCUCUGCCGAGCUUUCCGAAGCCUCGACAUUGUGGACGACCUCACGCGCUUUCCUGGCCUAGCGCUGAUUGUCCCUCUUGGUGCUAUGUAGUGGUGAAACUGCGUGUGUGCGAAGCUAAAUGUUAGGAAUGUUUUGGCAUGAGUGGGUUGGCCAGGUGGUCAGACAGGCAGCUUUGGGACAAAAUAAGAGGGACAGUUUGAUAGUUGGUAGAGUUAUAUCAGAAUUUGUAUGGGUUACACACGCCUGAAACAUAAGUUCCGUCUUAUUGUUACUGUUGUGUUAGUAUCGUUCCUUGUGAGAACUAGUGCUCGGUGUUUGCCUCCCACUUAGAUACAGGUUCGAAUACCACUCUUGCGGUACCCUUGAAAUGGCACGGUAAAAAAUUGCGCAGCUGUGAAUUCCUGCAGCUUGCUUUGUGUACAAACUUAUGAUGAGUCACUUUAGAGGAAGGUGUCGGAUGAAAUGACGUGAAAAAGUGGUGUUUGUUGUGUAAGUUUUAAGCGGCGACGUAUAUAAGCAUCUUUACCCCAAUCCCAUAAUGUGUCUUAGAUAACUCUUAAAUGUAGAAAUUAAACUUAUUGUGCUACUGAUGCUCAGCUGUACCUGGUUUUCAUUUUGCUGACAAACAUCCUACUUCCAUUCUCAUUCACAAAAUUUCAGUCCUGCUUGCAUGUGUGUGGGGUCAGUUAGUGCGGUGAGGUCAGCAUCAGGUGUUUGACCACGAGCUGAGUGAUGCUUUGUCAUUUAUACAGUGAUCAGCUCCUCCUUUGCUGUAAAGGUCACAUGACCUGCAGGGUUCCACCACUUUGAAGUUUGUGCCCCCCCCCUCCAAAAAGAUUACCCCAGGCGGUACUAACCUUUCUGCAGCUGUGAUCUGCAGCACAGUGCCACCUUUUCAACUAGGCUCUCUGUUCUAACGGUCCGAAAGACCGACGAGCUCAAAAGACGACGGUGUCUCUACCUGCCAUUUACAAGCGCUCAUGGACAAAAGUGUAUAGUCCCUGCAAUGCGUACGGCGCGCAUCCUUUUUGGCGCAUUUUCUCGUGCGUGAAUUGUCGAAGCAAUGGUCAACGGCCGCUCGCAAGGCAAGCUGCUUGUUGGGUCAAGCUGGGUUGGGACUGAGACGAUCCCUCAGAAGAAUGUGAGUAGCACGCAGUCACCUCUUUAACUAAAUGGUCUCUUUGGUGCCAGGCCUCCUCCUUGGGUGGGCUGAGGGGAGGGGAGCGGUAAGAGCCUGUCACAACAUACAGUAAUAUAAACAGCUGAGUUUAACUUGCUCUGUAAACUGACAUUAACCAUAUAAUCCGAGUUGGAGUCGGGAUGGAGAUCCGUCACUUGUGUUAAUAUUUAUGUUGGACGCCAAGGUGCUCCCCGACGCGGCGUUGAAGAAGUUUGUGAAGCAGCCGUGUUCUCUGGAUUUUCCUCAAUACCUAGUGAAAGGUUUGGACUCUGCUUGCUGGAAACUUUUUAGUUUUUAAUGUGUUUAGGGUAUGUAUCUUGAUCUGGAGUACCACAGAAAGAGUUGGGAUACAAAACCAAGUCCUUCGAAUGCAAGACCCCAGCAAUAUUUGCGCUACCUGUUGUGUGGUGAAAGGUUUUCGUGCUGAUGUGUGGCUUUGUUACUUAUCCAAAAAAAGUGUAAAAUGAGCACUGCUUUUGCUUGGUAUUUCACUCAAAUGGUUAAAGUAGUGAGGGCUGCAAGGGUUUUACAGCCAGAAUGGGCGAUGCUGUGGUCCGCUUUUUGUUUUUCAACCUAUAUUUUCUUUGUCCCAGCAGCACAGAUGGAAUGUGUACUCCAAGGGAAUGAUGCUUGCACACUUGCGCGAGGACAAAGAGUUGCAAUAUUUAGCAGUAUUUAUGCAGUACUGUCUAAAAUUCCAAAAGGAACUGAAAGGAUGACUCCUCUUGACCUUAGCGUGUCCAUCUGAUCUCAGUUGGACGCGGGACAGAGGUUUGCCGCACGGGACCAGCUACUUCAGACUUCACUUCACUGCCGAACUUCAAAAUCUCUGGAUUCCGGGAGCUUUUGGCGUCUGCAUGCGCUAGCGGAUAUGUACGAGUGCACGUACACCUGUACCUGAACAGCUUGUCAGGUGUCCCUCCUCCUCCCCCCCCCUUCCCCCCCCUCCUUCCUUCUUUUUUGGUGCAACCUCUUUUUGCAACACCAGCAAAGAGGAACUUGAGGGGGGUCCAUGAGCUCUAAGGACAGAGCAGUGUCAACAUGAGUAGUACGUUAGGAAAGGACAAGGACUCGAAGGAAAAGGACCCCAAGGGUCCAUCAGGCAAAGAAAGGGAAAAGGAGCCCAAGCCUCUGGGCGGCUUUGGCAAGGAUGGCAAGGAGCCCAAGACCAAAGGGAAAGAUGCCAAAGAUGGCCGGAAGGACGCAGGGAGCGCCCCGCCUGCUGUGGCCUUCUCUGUGGACAACACGAUAAAGAGGCCUAACCCGGCCCCGGGUGCCCGCAAGAAAUCGAGCAAUGCGGAGGUGAUCAAGGAGUUGAACAAGUGCCGAGAGGAGGGUGCCACGCGCCUGGACCUGUCCAAGCGUUCCCUACACAUGCUCCCUCCGGCGGUUAAGGAGCUCACGCAACUGGCCGAACUCUACCUAUACAGCAACAAGCUGCAGAGCCUGCCGGCCGAGGUGGGCUGCCUGUCGGGGCUUGUGACGCUGGCGCUCAGCGAGAAUUCACUCACCAGCCUGCCCGAGGCGCUCGACAGCCUGCGCAAGCUGCGCAUGCUUGACCUGCGACACAACAAGCUGCGCGAGAUCCCGCCUGUUGUGUACCGCCUGACAUCCCUGACCACGCUCUACCUACGCUUCAACCGCAUCACCGCCGUGGAGAAGGACAUCCGCAACCUCUCCAAGCUCACCAUGCUCAGCAUCCGUGAGAACAAAAUUAAACAGCUGCCUGCUGAGAUAGGGGAGCUGUGUAAUCUCAUCACGCUGGACGUAGCUCACAAUCAGUUAGAGCACCUUCCAAAGGAGAUCGGAAACUGCACGCAGAUCACGAACCUGGACCUUCAGCACAACGAGCUCUUAGACCUUCCCGAAACUAUAGGUAAUUUGUCAUGCAUAAAUCGCUUGGGCCUGCGGUACAAUAGGCUAUCAGCGAUCCCUCGAUCAUUAGCCAAGUGUCGAGAGCUGGAGGAGCUGAACCUUGAGAACAACAACAUCUCGAUGCUCCCGGAGGGCCUUUUGUCAAGUCUGGUCAACCUGAACAGCUUAACGCUAGCCAGAAACUGCUUCCAGUCCUACCCGGUUGGUGGUCCAUCCCAGUUCUCUACCAUCUACUCUCUCAACAUGGAGCAUAACCGCAUCAAUAAGAUCCCCUUUGGCAUCUUCUCCCGGGCCAAAGUGCUGAGCAAACUCAACAUGAAGGACAACCAGUUGACGUCUCUCCCACUUGACUUUGGGACCUGGACCAGCAUGGUGGAACUCAAUCUUGCCACCAACCAGUUGACAAAAAUUCCUGAAGAUGUCUGUGGCCUUGUAUCACUUGAGGUCCUGAUUCUGUCAAACAAUCUCCUUAAGAAGCUUCCACAUGGAAUUGGAAAUCUUCGGAAACUGCGGGAGCUGGAUUUAGAGGAAAACAAGUUGGAGUCCCUCCCCAACGAGAUUGCCUAUCUUAAAGAUUUACAGAAACUUGUCCUGACAAAUAAUCAGCUGACCACCCUACCCAGAGGCAUUGGUCACCUCACCAACCUGACUCACCUGGGCCUUGGGGAGAACCUCCUGCAGCACCUUCCGGAGGAGAUUGGUACACUGGAGAACCUGGAGGAGCUGUACCUCAACGACAACCCGAACCUCCACAGCCUUCCCUUUGAGCUGGCCCUCUGCAGCAAGCUGUCCAUCAUGAGCAUUGAGAACUGUCCCCUUAGCCACCUUCCACCCCAGAUUGUUGCGGGGGGUCCCUCCUUCAUCAUCCAGUUCCUGAAGAUGCAGGGCCCUUAUCGUGCUAUGGUCUGACAACCCUCAUUGUUGUGUGUCAUACACUGUAAAAUUUAAAAGGAAGAAAAAAAGUUUAAAAAAGUAAAAGGAUAAAAGAAAACUAAUGAAAUACCUUAAUCUAUCUGAAAUUAAGAAAAAGGCAAUUUUAUUAAGACUGCAUUGUUUCUGCUAAGAGGAAUCACAGCCAUUUAGACCCACCCCAACUCAUGUAAAGAUAAUUUGUCAACUUCUUUUGCCAAAAUUGAUCGCUGUAUAUUGAAUAAUCAUGAGCUGAAUGGCAGUCUUUUAAUAUAUAUAUAUAUUCAAUAUUGCCAACAGUUACCAUAAUUAAAGAUGGUUUUUAGAACAAGAAUAGUUGUAUGCAAAAAAACUGUUUAAACCUUCGAUUUGCUGCUGCUGCCAUUUACCUUUUUCUCCCCCUUCCCUUUGUUUACUUUUUUAAAUUCUUUAUUUUACUGCUUCUUAAUUAGGGAUUGUGUUUUGGUGCAGGUGGAUAGAUCAAAUUUUUGAUGUUCAUGUAAAUGAUGCAGAUGUACAAAGUGAUUUUUUUUUUUUUAGUGCCUAUCCAGGAAACCAAACAGGUUGGUUCAUCAUUGCAACAGUUUAGGCGUUUCUGGAAAAGCUAUACGUCUCCCCCUUUUUAUUUUAUUGUAUUUUUUUAAUUAGUGUUUUAUUCUCAUGCAGAGGGUUUAUACAACAGAAAUGAACUCCUAAAACCUAAUAUAUGAAUAAGUAAUAAUGCAAAUGUAAGGAAGUUGGACUAUGACUUCUUGGUCACCAAAAAUAAACUUCCUUUAUCCGUUUGGGUAAACAAUGUGCAAAAAAGAGGAAAAACAAAAGCAAAAAGUCAUUGAGAGAAAGCAAUCGAGUUACAUUUGGUAUGUUUUUGCUUUUCAGUCGCAAGUUUACGUAAGAGUAGAGUUCAGGUUUGUGGCAUCUUUGAAUUUUAAUCACGUUAAGUAUAGCGGUAGCAAGGCGUGGCCCUCGCGUGCGGUAGGGUCGCGGGCACGAGCUGCGGUUAGUUCUGUGUGCGCACGCGCUAGUCGGUUCGCGUCACGUUUACUUUUCGCUAUAUCUUCAUUGCUGGGGUCGUUACUGUAAGUCAUUAUUUAAGGAAGUCAUAUCAGGCAUCAUGGUGUAAAAUAAUGAAACUUUUUUUUAAAAAAAAAAAAAAAACAAAAAGGAUAUGUUAAGGUAUGC
Molecule: messenger RNA, 5199 nt
Organism: Scleropages formosus (Asian bonytongue)
Lineage: Eukaryota; Metazoa; Chordata; Actinopteri; Osteoglossiformes; Osteoglossidae
Gene: shoc2
Product: SHOC2 leucine rich repeat scaffold protein
Exons: 9
Coding region: 2275-4017 (580 amino acids)
Cellular component (GO): cytoplasm
Molecular function (GO): protein binding
Source: RefSeq, a predicted model, not a curated record